Molecule: messenger RNA, 1393 nt
Organism: Protomyces lactucae-debilis
Lineage: Eukaryota; Fungi; Ascomycota; Taphrinomycetes; Taphrinales; Protomycetaceae
Exons: 1
Coding region: 839-1246 (135 amino acids)
Source: RefSeq, a predicted model, not a curated record
CUACUAUUUUCUUGGUUCUAUCUCUAGUCUAAGUCUAUGAUGGUUGAGGAACAGCCUUCUGCUUUGUUCUUCAUUCACCAACUUUGUACUUUGGUAGAGUCAUCUAUGAUCUACCUCUCCUGUUGUCUAGUAUCUUCGAUGUGGGCUCGCUCUGCUCUGCCUAAACACCUCUCAGCCCAGUCCUUACACUUCGCUGAACCCAUAUCAGAUUCUAUCACACUUGGACAACAACACCAAUACAACUCAUAUCAUCCGACCCAAUCAUCCCUGUGGGUAUGACCCCCGAAGAAGCCAUUCAGGCCGUGGCCACCGACAAGAACCAAGUUCAUCAUCAGGUCGACGCCUUGGCCAACGACAUCACUCAGCUCCGCCAUGUUCAUCAAAUCGAGCUGCAGACCCUCCGACAGGAACAUCUCGGUGCUCAAGCUGUAGCUGGCCGAGCCCUCCGGCACCCUCCGGCACCCUCUUCCCAGUCUCGCCUGAAGACAAAGGAUCCCGAGACCUUCACGUGAUUGCCAGACAGGUCUGACGUCCGAGACUUUCUUGCAGCCUGCCGUACCCGUCACGUCAGCCCAUCCUACCGCCUGACAUCCUGAAUCGACAAGAUGUUGUGGGUCUCCAGUCUGCUAGGCGAAGCCGCUAGCCUUUGGCAACAGUCCAAGACAGACUCCCACCGUGGCGAGGUUGACCUUUGGUUCGAAUCAGCAAACGAGAGGCUUGCCUUCAGGUAGGCGACGAGCAGUCUGAGGCAACACAGAAGCUCGAACGUCUCUGUCAGGGUAUCAAGGCAGCAACGUAGCACAUUGCUGACAUCAACUUGAGCAUCGCUCCUCUGAACAUGUCUGAGGAGUCGAGGAUCUUGUCCUUGCGCCAUUAUAUCAACGAAAAGGUCAAGAAUGUCCUCGCUGAAUUUCCGGCAUCGACAAAGUCCAGUAUCGCCGCCGACAACGGUUUCUUGGAGAGCGUAUGCGCGCUCGGUCAGGCACCACGCUUUUACGAGAAACCGUCAUGUGCGUCCCGCUCCAUAUCACUCAUUCGCCCACGUUCGACUGCCAGCACUCCUCUCACGACGACGUUCCCACAGCCAAUGCAGAUGGACGCUGUGGCACCCAGCAAGGAUCAUGCGGCCGCUCGCCAGUACAGGAUUGACGACCGAAUCUAUCUCCAUUGUGGUGAGCCCGGACACCAACUCAAAGAAUGCCGACAGAGGCCAGCAGGUCCAAAAGUGCUAGGCGAUAGGAAAUAGGCAAUCGUGUCCGCUCAGCUUUCCGCCUGUUCUCUGCCUCAGCCCUAUCGCUCUGUCUUGGUCGCUCUCUGCUGCUCAUCGUGUGCUUACUGUCGUCUUUUCCAUUGGCGAUCAACUUGGCGAAUCGUUUGCUUUGGUCGACAGUGG